CAUACGGUCCUGCUUGCCAUAUGCUACCUGCUUCAAGUUGCAACCUCGACAAAUGAAAUAUGGCCGAUUGACCGACCCGAUGGGAUGCCCUCCAUUACUGCGCUGGAAGUAAUGUGCGGCAAGGAUCACAUGGAUGUACACCUUUCAUUCUCCGCACCGUUCGAGGGUAUCGUCAGCUCCAAAGGGCAACAUAGCGAUCCACGGUGUAUCUACGUGCCACCCUCUUCCAGCAAAACAUUUUUCACUUUUCGAAUUUCAUACUCGCGCUGUGGCACAAAACCUGACCUGAACGGUCAGUUUUACGAGAACACAGUGGUGGUGCAAUACGACAAAGAUCUACUCGAAGUGUGGGAUGAGGCGAAGCGGCUUCGGUGCGAAUGGUUCAACGAUUACGAGAAGACCGCUUCCAAACCACCUAUGGUUAUCGCUGAUCUCGAUGUGAUCCAGCUGGACUUCCGCGGAGAUAAUGUGGAUUGCUGGAUGGAGAUACAGCAAGGAAAAGGGCCAUGGGCUCCGGCUGUCAGCGGGAUAGUCCCGCUGGGGUCUACUAUGACACUAGUGGUAGCUAUCAACGAUUUUCGCGGAGAGUUUGACAUGCGGGUAAAAUCGUGUGUCGCAUCCGACGGUGCCGGCCACGUCAUCAAGCUUUCGGAUGAGUACGGGUGUGUGCUGCGGCCGAAGAUGAUUUCCCGCUUUCUGAAGGCGCGUGCACCCGACGAUAAGGCAUCCGUUAUUACCUACGCCUUCUUCCACGCCUUCAAGUUCCCUGAUGCACUGAGUGUGCACAUCAAGUGUAAGGUUGAAAUUUGUCGCCACGGUUGCUUAGAUCAUUGUCAGCAUAAUGCAGCGGUCGGUGGAAUACCAGUUGCUACGAUUGCUAGUGGUCAGAAGCACGAUCUGAUUGAACGCAAGGACACGUUGGUAAAGCAGAACACGAAUAGUUUGGUGAACGAUUCGGACGAGGAGAUCGAUUCCGGCAUGAACGGUCAGGAAGUGUAUUACGACGAUAUUAUUCACACGGAAAAGCAUUUUGUGCAGUACAAGAAACCACUGGCCGGACUCCCGGUGGACCGGAAGAAGGAUGGUUACCAUCAGUACCAUCUUCAUGGCCGCGAACCCAUGGACGAUAUCGAGUCGCUGUUUUUCCAUGAUCAUUCCACGAUGUCGGCCGACAUGAUGAAGAAACAACCGGCGUUACCACAUGCGCCUGGUAAGUCAGGAAUGGCGGGUAACAAAUACCCAACGAAGCCGCUGUUGCAGCAACAUCAGCAAACGCAGGAACCGAUACCUGGCCCCGGAACGCCAAUGGACGAUGAUAAGUUCCCGCACGGACCACGGCAGAUGGAUGCGGAGAAGCGCAUGGGGCUACCGGCCGUUGCUGGUCCCCGGGCGCUCAAUCUAGAUACGGAGUAUGUGCAGAAACAGAGACACGAGCGAACGGACUAUCGAAGCACGCGCCGGCGACGCUCCGUCCGCGUCAACGACCGAACAGCUCGGUCGGCUGACAUUGGUGUGAGUGGCAUCUACGAGGUCAUAUCCGAGGCUGAUCUGGCAUUUAAUCCCGACAACAAGCAAGAAGCAGUGACCGUGUUUCAGGGAAAAAUCACCGAAGAAGUAGUUUACGGUAUCUGCAUGCCGGUGCCGGGUUUUAGUAUUCUCUUUAUACUGGUCAUCUCGGCGACAAUUAUUUCAGCCUUGGUUGCUGGAUCGUUGCUCUAUCGAUACCAGCUGCAGAAGGACAUACUCGCAAACCGUUCGCAGCAACCGCAUGACGCUGCACCCAUCAACUCGAUCGCCACGUGGAUGACGUUGCGUCUGUUCCGCUCCCGGCACAAUGCUGCUGAUAGUGUGCCCGGCGCCAGCGUUCGUUCGAUUGAUCUAUCCGCCAGAAACCAAUGA
Messenger RNA from Anopheles darlingi, 1899 nucleotides. RefSeq lists its product as uncharacterized. Lineage: Eukaryota; Metazoa; Arthropoda; Insecta; Diptera; Culicidae. The transcript has 4 exons. The record is from RefSeq and is a predicted model, not a curated record. Bases 85 to 1899 code for a protein of 604 amino acids.